AUGAAAAUUAAACUAGCAAUUAUCUUUAACUUAUUAAUCUUACUAGAAGCAUCCACAAUAUCCAUUACCAAAUGCAAAUGUGAGCAAAUACUCUCACAACCUGAUUGCUAAAAUCCUAAAAACACUUGUCUCUGGGAUUCAGACAAAUGUGUCACCAAUCCCACUCCACCUGUGGUUGUUACUUAAAUUGUCACUUACUGUAGUCCAUUAGGAGAUACUGUAUGUCAAUCGACUGUUGGUUGUGCAUGGAUAGAUAAAUAAUGUUAGUAAUUUGCAGGUUGUAGUGCAUAUUACUAUACAAAGCAUACAGAAUGUUAGUAUGUUUCAUAAUAUUGCUCGACUGAUGGAUUUCAUUGUAUAGAUUUAGGAAAUUGUGCUGAUUACAAAACUGAAACAGCCUGCUUUAAAAAUUAAAAGGGUUUACUUUGUUAUUGGAAUGCAGAUAAAUGCCAAGAUUUUACAGAAUGUAGUUAAUUACCUUUAACAUUUUAAUCUGAUAGUGAAUGUAGAAAGAAUUUAUCAAAAUGCACAGUUGGAGAACAAGGAGGUUGCAUGGAUAGUGGAGACACUUGUGAAAAUUAAAAAUUGAUGUCGUAGUGUAAGUGGAAUAAAUCAUAAACAUAGUAAUGUGUAUGGUCUGAUAAUAAAUGUCUUACACUCACAUGUUCAAGUGCACCUCUUACAUAUAAAACUGACUAACUAUGCAAUUAGUUCUUGAUUGGAUGUACAACAUAAGAGAAUGGAGGAUGUACAAAAAUCACGGAAUGUUCUAAUGCUAAAAUUGAGGCUGCUUGUGUUAGAAAUCAUUCUGGAUAACCAUGUAUUUGGUUAGAUAAUAGUUGCUAUGAUUAACUUUGCUCUAAAGCACCUGCUUCUUUUACUACAAAUGACUAAUGUAAGAAAAUUGGUAAAAAUUGUAUUACUACUAUGAAUGGAUGCAUUGAACAACUUUCUUGUUCCAGCUCUAAUAAUGAAACAGGGUGUAUUGAUAUGACUGAUGGUACUAAAUGCUAUUGGAAUGGUUCAUAAUGUCUAUUAAAAAUAUGUUCUAACAAUACAUCUGCCACUUCAUAAGCAGAAUGCGAAGCUUAUUCAAGUGAGUGCACAUUCAAUGUCACAGCAUCUAUUGGAUGUGUAGAUAGAAUAUGUGAAAAUAUCACUCAACAAGACCAGUGCUCAACAGAUUCCUUUAAAAACAAUUGUGUUUGGAAAAAUACUUGUUUUACAAAGUAGUGUGUUUUUGCACCUAAAACAUACAUGACUCACAAUGAAUGUGAAGCAUACCUGGCAAGCUGUAUCCUUGAUAAUUCUGGAUUUGGUUGCAUGAAUAAAAUGCUCGCAUGUUAGGCAUACACAAGUGAAAAGUCCUGCUAUCAAACUUAAUCAGGUGAUCAUUGUGCAUGGAAGAAUUCUGCCUGUGUUGAUAGACAAUGUAACAUGGCUGAUAGUUCAAUUACAACAACAGGAGGUUGUUAGUAGUUUAAAUCUGAUUGCAUAGUGAACAACAAUCAAAGUGGAUGCAUGAAUCUCACAUCUAAUUGUAGUGAUAGACAACUAUAAUAGAAUUGUGGAUAUGGAACAUCACCAGUUUGUAUUUGGAAUAAUAACAAAUGUGUUCAGUAAUCUUGUGAAACUGCCAAUGUAGUUGGAUCUCCGAAUUAUUUAACAGCCUUCAAUCAGACAAACUGCAAUCAAUAUAUGAAUAAUUGUGUGUUGAACAACUCUAGUAAUGGAUGCAUUGCUAAACCUUCUUCAUGUGGUGUAUUGAGCAUUAACAAUUGUUUUGCGUCAACUCAAAAUGAUUGUAUAUGGACAGGAGGACAAUGCAAAGAAAAGAUAUGUUCUAAUCUGGUUGGUAGUACUCAUUUGGAUUGCAAUAAUCUGUACAAUUAAUGUACAGUAAAUAGUAGUUCAAAUGGAUGUAUCAACAUUCAAAGGUGCUCUCAGUACACUAUUGCAGAAUAAUGUAAGUUAAAUCAGACUGGAGGGUAGUGUAUAUGGACAGGGUUACUCUGUAGAGAAUCUGGAUGUAGUGAUUCAACAGAUAAUAGUAAUUAUGAUACUUACGAGAAAUGUCAAUAGUUGAAUUCUCAAUGCACAGUGUUGAGCAAAGUGAAUCAACAAGGAUGUGUCAAGAAACUGAACAAUUGUAUAGAAUACAAGUAUGAAUAUCAAUGUCACUCAACAGUCAAUUAAGUCUAGUGUAUUUGGCUCUAAGAUCAAUGCCAAGAACUCCAAUAGAUAAAUUGCAGUGACAUUCGAUUGACAACCUACAAUGAUGCUAAUUGUAGUGCUGUGUUGUAAAGGUGUAAGGUGAAUAACUUCUCAAAUGGAUGCAUCAACAAAAUAUGCACUGACUAUCUAUACACCACAAAAGUGGAUUGUGAGAGGAUCACGGGAUGUACUUUGAAUCUCAGUUAAAAUAGAUGCAUUACAAAGAAGGAUUUCUGUUCUGAAUACACUACAGAUCUAUCUUAAUGCAAAUAUUCUAAAGAGGGGGAUUGCGUAGUUAAAGGAACAGACUGUCUUUAUACUCACGUUGAUUGCGGUGCCAUUCUUAAUCCCACAGUAAAUACUGAUUGUUCUAGCAAACGAGACUUUUGCAUCAUAGUUGUAUCAGGAACUACUAAGACCUGUGGUAGUGGUCUAUGCACAAGUUAUGCUGGUGGUACCAUCUCUUUUGAAGCUUGCUAAGAAUAUGAUUACUCUUGUACUGUGAAUAGAACAGGAACUGGUUGUGUUAGCAUGCUUAAUACAUGCAGUGCUGCAUCAAGUGACAGUUGCUAUUACACUAAGAAUGAUCAUUAUUGUAUUUGGACAGGUUCAGUAUGUAAACCUGUAGCCAUAGCUUCAGAAAAGAAUUGUCAAUUGAAGACUGAUGCUACUUCAAGUUUAACCUAUGAAAAAUGUCUACAAUCCUCAAAUAAUUAUUGCAGUGUCAAUAGAGCUAAGAAUGCAUGUACAAACAUUCAGGCUGAUUGUACUCUAUAUACUAAUUUGAGUGAUUGUUACCACUCAUCCAGAGGUAGAUGUAUAUAGAAUUAAUAAACAAAUGCAGGUGCUUCAUGCAUAGAAAUGACAAAUAAAAUUGCCUGUAAUCAAAUCUUUUUAGGUGAGACAUUUACUUAUACUCUUAAUGAUUGUCUAAAGUUGAAAAGCACAUGCACAAAUGACUCAACCACUGGAUGCAAAGACAAGACCUGCUUAAAUGUAGAUACAAUGAAAACAACUCAUGAAGAUUGUUAAGUUUGGUUGCCAACUUGCACCAUCAAUUCCUCAUUUAAUGCUUGUGUCGAAAUGAAGUUAACAUGUUCCGAAUAGACUGCAAGUUCAUGUCUAUGGUCUCAAGAAGGCUAAUGCAUUGCAGUGGACAAUAAAUGUCUGAAGAUGGCCUGUCAUCUUUUGUCUAACAGCUUCACAACUCAUAGCUAAUGUGAAAACAUCAGUAAUCAGUGUACUAUUACGAAUAAGGGUGGUUGCAUUACUAAAUUAUAAAAUUGUAGUAGUUAUUUGACAUCAAUCUAAUGCAAGUUUAAUUAUGCUAAUCAAAGAUGUUGGUGGAAUUCAUCUACUUUGAAUUGCAUCGAUUUCAAUUGUUUAGAAAUUGAGAAAACAGGAAUCUCAGAACCAGAUUGUCCAACCUUAAAAUCGUGUGACUUAUAUACAAGUUCAUCCUAAUGCGUUGUUGACAAUGACAACAAAAAUUGUUUCUGGAACACAAAUACAUCUAAAUGCCAAUACAGAUAAUGCAAUGUUGCUGCUCUUUCCUAUAAUUCCCAUUAGCAAUGUCAAAAUUUUGAUGCCACAUGCACAGUCUCUGUCAAAUUAGAUGAUCAACAAUAAUAAGUCAUCCAAGGUUGUCAAGAUAUCAGUGCUAGUUGCAGUGAUUAUAAAUUUGAAUAGCAAUGUUAUACCAAUAAAGAUAAUAAACAAUGUACUUGGUUUGAAUCUGCAUGCACAGAAUUGAGUUGUAAAACUGCUCCAAAAACUGCUGAUUAUUCUACUUAUUAAGCUUGUCAAAGUUACUUAAAUAAUUGCACUGUUUCAUCAGAUUUAUUGGGUUGCAUUCCCAUUCCUAGCAAAUGCCCUGAAAUCUCUAUUGAACUUUCAUGCAUACGAGAUGGAAGUGGUAAUGAUUGUUUCUGGUAUGACUCCAAAUGUUAAAUCAAAACUUGUUCUGCUGCUCCCCCUGAUUAAAAUACUGCUUAAUUAUGUUCUAGUUGGCUACCUACUUGUACAGCAGAGGACACCAACAAAUGCAAGAGACAUGUGUGUGAAGAAUAUGAAUUUACAACUGAUUCCGAAUGCAAAACAGCCAUGUCCUCUUGUACUACUGAUGGUACUAAAUGUGUCAAAAGAGGAUCGUGUUCAACAGCCACAAGUGAAGCAGGAUGUACAAAGUCAGUCAAAGAAGAAUAAUGUUAUUGGGUAGGUAAUAAAUGUACCUUGAAAGAAUGUCAGGUGAUCAACAAAGAAAAAGAUUGCACUUUGAGUUACAACAAUGUUAAAUGCAUUUGGGAUAAAGGUAAUUGUAGAAACAUUGGAGAAUGCUAAGAUUAUAGUGGUACUACUUAUGGAGACUGUUAGAAAUUCAAUACUUCAUGCACAAUUGGAGAGAAUCAGAAAUGCAUGAAAAUAAAAAGUUGUAGUGAUUUCACCACAUAAUCAUCAUGUGUCUUAGGAUUAGAUGGUCCAUGCAAAUGGAUUGAUAAGUUAGCCUAAUGUUUUUUAUUCACCUCAUGUAAAUCAAUACAAUUCAAAACUGAUUAAGAAUGCAAGUAGGUUUCAUCCCUGUGUACAACUGACGGAUUGAGUUGUGUACCUAUUACAUUAUGCAAUGAAACAAAUACAAAUGGUGGUUGUGUCACUGGAAUUGAUGGUGAUUGCAUCAAGACUGUCCCCACUUUGAAUUCAACCCAACCUCCGAUUUGUAAGUUAUUUACCUCUUGCAUUGAUGCUUAUUAUUUGACUCAUUAAGAAUGUCAAAAUGCCAGCAAAAGUUGUACAACUGAUGGAUUGAAUGGGUGCAUCAGUCUUGGCGAAUGCAAUUAAUAUGUCAAUUCAGCAUCUUGUAAAAUAGAUUCAAUUGGAAAGCAAAUCAAAAAUGAUCAAAUCACAUCAACAGGAGUUUGUGUUUGGAAUGAAACUGGGUAAUGUAGAAAUCAAACUUGUCCAGAUUUGGCUGGCUCUUCCCAUGAGCAAUGUACUCUUUAGUUAUCAAAUUGUACUUACGAUGGAAUAACCUGCAUAACCAAGUCGAGUUGUACUGAAUAUAAACUGCAGGAAACUUGCACCGUUGCCUAUGGAUUAGAGGGUAAAUGCAAUUGGAAUGCUACCUUAGGAACUUGUUAGAUGUAUAUGUGUAGUAGUAUUACUAUUGGAAGCACAUUAUAACUAUGUUAGUAAUCAUUGCCAUCAUGCAUUACUGAUGGAUCCAAGUGCAUCAACAAAGACAUGUGUUCAACCUAUACUACCAAAAUUGCUUGUAGUAUUGGUGGAACUGAUGGUAUAUGCGUAUGGAAUGGACAAUCCUGUUCCCUAAUGCAAUCAUGCACGCAAGCUGAUUAAGAUCAAGAGGCUUGUUUGUCAGCCAAGGAUCGUUGUGCUUUUAAAUAUGCAACUGGUCUAUCUACUAGUUCAUGCUAUGCUCAUACUUGUGAAUCAUAUCAAAAGGCAAAUGGAAAAUGCAACUCAUUUUACGAUUGGAACUAAUCUUCUAAAAGAGGUUGUUCUUUUGCAGAUGGUAAAUGUACAGAAAUUGAGUUUAAUACUCUUGAUCAAUCACAAUGUUUCACUGUGUCUGAAUACACUUACACCUGGAGUGCAAGCAAGAAUAGAUGCCAAUCCUGCAGUGGCUCAAAAGAUACGACUACCAAUUAGACUACGAAUAGUACCAAUUCAACUAGUAAUACGUCGACUCCGACAACUACGGUGGAUGACUUUGCUUAGAAUCUGGAAUUGAUUAUUAUGUUCUUGAUUAUGGUCUAUUGA
Molecule: messenger RNA, 5991 nt
Organism: Paramecium tetraurelia
Lineage: Eukaryota; Ciliophora; Oligohymenophorea; Peniculida; Parameciidae
Exons: 1
Source: RefSeq, a predicted model, not a curated record